Molecule: messenger RNA, 2890 nt
Organism: Uranotaenia lowii
Lineage: Eukaryota; Metazoa; Arthropoda; Insecta; Diptera; Culicidae
Product: TLD domain-containing protein 2-like
Exons: 4
Coding region: 761-1261 (166 amino acids)
Biological process (GO): response to oxidative stress
Cellular component (GO): nucleus
Source: RefSeq, a predicted model, not a curated record
AACGGCGUGGUUGAGAUUUUAGUUUACGGGUCCCUCCGCGUUUUCAGUUGGUUUGAGUUUAUACAACUAUUGGUAGCUAGUACGCAGGUUGCAGUUUUUUUUUAAUAAGUUAUUCGGCUUGGCCCCGAUUCUCCGUCCAUAACCCCCGCACGAUUGGCGGCAACAAUUAUCUACUAAGUUGUAGCUGCAGGCCAGUGUGUGAUCUGAUUUGUGGUUUUUAUUAUUAUUUUGGCGUCUCACCGCGAUCUCCCAAUACAAUAAAUCGAGGGGGCAGUGAGCGUGAAACCUGAUUUUUCGACUUGAAGUGCGAUGUACCUCUACUAGGAUUUAUUGGUGCUUGCGAGAAAAAAAAUAGAUUUCAACCAUACGUGGAAUUUGCGGUUGUUUAUUUCGUUUCAACCUGUUAUUGUUGUUCUGUUAGCUCUGGAAGAAGAAGCAGAAUCCCGUCUCGGUUGCGGGUAAUUGAUGCUGGUGAAUGCAAACCGUGAAGAGUGGUUUGCUUUUGCGGCUUUACUUCCGCCUGUCGUCGGUCCAGAAUUGUUUGGUGAAGAGGAAGACGGGAAAAGUCAGUGAACUAAGCUAGAAGUCGCAGCUCUCCUCGGUUAGUCAUUUUGGUGGCAUUGUUUCCUUUCAAGGAUGCGCAGCUAGCUGGACGGCGACAAGUGCAAAAACGCGAAAUUUAGUUGUACCGAACUUUGUCGGUUGUGAACGCCAAUUGUAUUUACCGAAUAUCCGUCCCCAAAACGGCAAAAGUGACAAAAUGUGCGAAUUAAUCAGCUCACCUACCACGUUCGGCGGCAGUAAGGUACUGUCUAUGAGCACAGAUGACUACCGAAAGGCGACACUGUUUGCGAGCGGUUCCUUCGAUCAGGAGUUCCAGAUUCCGGAUCUGAUCGGUCAGACGGAGAUCCUUAGCGAGGAGCAUCGUGAAAAACUUUGCGGCCACCUGCCAGCCCGGGCCGAGGGUUACUCGUGGUCCCUGGUGUUCAGCACCUCCUUGCAUGGUUUCUCUCUCAACUCCCUGUACCGCAAGAUGCAGAAGCUGGAAAGUCCCAUCCUGAUAGUGAUAGAAGAUACCGAUCACAAUGUUUUCGGUGCCCUCACCUCCUGUUCGCUGCACGUGUCGGACCAUUUCUACGGCACCGGCGAGUCGCUGCUGUACAAGUUCAACCCGCACUUCAAGGUGUUCCACUGGAGCGGCGAGAACCUGUACUUCAUCAAGGGCAAUCCGGAGAGUUUGGCGAUAGGCGCCGGAGAGUGAGUAUAGUUUUAGGUUUACUUGAAAACGGGAUAGUCUGGUUGCGUGAUAGUUCUAUAAGUUGUAAUCGACUCAAAAACCAAUCUGGGGUUAAUAGUAGAGUUUUAAAUUUUCAUGUACUUCAACUGGGGAAUUUCAAGGCAUUCCAAGGCACGGCGAGCCACCGCGUCCCCCCAGUUUGCUACUCUGGGUCCAUGGGUACAAUGGGAAAACUCAUGAUAUACUUCUCCGUGUAUACUCCCCAAACUCCACCUAGGGUCGCAGACCUGGUUCUCACCUCGAACUAUUUAACACACUAUUCUUCAAUAGUGGGAGGUCUGUUCGCGCUAGUGCGGUUCAAGGCAAUACUCAUUGACGAGACCACUUUCAGCAAAACCUCUCAUCCUCAUGACUCGACGUUCGAAUUCUCCUCAAGCGACUUGAGAACCGACAUCUCCUCGCAAUAACUCGAGAUUCCCACACAAACCUCUCCUCUUCACGACUCGAGGCCUGAUCUCUCCUCAAAAGGCUCGAAAUCCGACCCCUCCUCGCAUCGGCUAGAGGUUGACCUCUCCUCUGCACGAUUCAAUGCCCGAUCUCUCCUCUAGCGACUCGAGAUCUGACCUCUCCUCUUAAUGACUCGAGGUGACCACUUAUACCCCUCCUCUUGUUGACUAAGGGCCUGAUCCCUCUUUUUACGAAUCGAGACCCGACGCCUUUUCAUAAAGACUCGGGGUUGACCACACAAACCUUUCCUCUUCAAGAUUCGAGGCCUGACGUCUGCUCUAAGGACUCGAAGCCCGACCUCUUAUCCCCAGGAUUCGAGGUUUACCACCUUGCCCGUCGUGUGCCAAUCGAGAGCAGCUUAUCCUAGACUCGCGCCUGUCGCAGCACACGCGCGUUACUUAACACAACGACUCGGAUGAUUCCCGACAAAUACGUCAUCCACUCCGACUCGAAUGGCUCACCCGGCGUCGAGUGUCACUCUACCUGUGGGUAUUAUCCGAUUGUGAAAUAACUCUUUCCCAACGAUUUCCACUGCGAAGAAGCUCAAGUCUUAUCCCCGCAGCUUUAGUCGUUGGGAUCCUACGCAUGAACGUGGCACAUAAGGCAAGAUGUUGCCUUAUCUUUGUAGCUUCAAACCGUACUCGACAGCUCCCCUUCGGGUCAGUCUACUCCAACCGUUAUCCGGUCUUCUUGAUCCCCUUGGCUGGUAACCCUAGGAUUUUCGGCCCGCGGCUUUUUCUGCCCGUCGUGUGCCAGAUCGAGAGCAGCUUGUCCUGGACUCGCACCUGUCACGACACACGUUCGGGACUUUGAACGCUACGACUCGGAUGUUUCCCGACGGUGACGACAUCCUACUCCGACUCGAGAGGCUCGUCCGGCAUCGAGAGCCUCUCUACCCAUGGGUAUUCCCCGACAGUGGUUAACCCUCUUCCUGCGAGAUCCACUACGAGGAAGGUAAAGUCUUAUCCCCGCAGUUUCUCCCUUAUAAAGCGACACUACUCGGAUACCCCCUGACAUUAGGAUACCCUACACACGUUCGAGGCGCACCCCUGAUCUCCGCUAUCCAGAAGUUUAUGCCUUAUCUUUGUUGCUUUGAUCAAGGGAUCGGACGCACACUACUAAGAUGCUCCCCGCCGAUGGAGUCAA